Messenger RNA from Lindgomyces ingoldianus, 1627 nucleotides. RefSeq lists its product as uncharacterized. The transcript has 2 exons. The record is from RefSeq and is a predicted model, not a curated record. Lineage: Eukaryota; Fungi; Ascomycota; Dothideomycetes; Pleosporales; Lindgomycetaceae. The coding region runs from base 158 to 1627 and encodes 489 amino acids.
UUGCACGCGACCUGCAUUUUGUCGCCACCUCACUGGCCAGUCUGGUCCCCCAACCCCAGGAAAUGAUGCCCCAAAUCCCGUCGAUGAUGCAACAGAAGGUGCUUCCGAAGGCGACACCAUCCAUUCAAAAGCCCAAUGGAAAGGAACUGCGUGGAAAAUGUUUGAGGCCGCCAUGACCACCUUUGCUUCCAUCUCCAUUCUGGGAUUAGUCGGCUUCACCUACACGCGGUACUAUAAAUACCUUGUUCUGGAAAAGAUGGAGAAUGCAUUUCGGCCGGGCGACCCUGUGCUGGAGCUUGCUGCCCAUGGCAAAGAAGUCCCCAAAUCCCAAAUGGGCGCUAUCCCUGGUGUCGGCGACGACUAUGAUCGAUGGAUCCCCCGAGUCGAGCAGGAAAAGAUCGAUGCUAUCGUAAAAGGCGAAGACCGGGGCCGCUACCACCUCCUCAUCGGCGAAAAGGGAACUGGCAAGAGUUCUAUGCUGAUCGAUGCCAUGUCCAAAAUCGAAGGGGAAGGAGUCGCCAUGUUGGAAUCACAUGCCGACCCAGAGAUCUUUCGCAUAAGGCUUGGCAGGUGUUUGGACUUCGAGUUCCACGAGGACAACAUCGGCGCGCUUUUCUCCAUCCGUGGACCCCGUGACGCGUCAGCUCUUCUAGACAUUGAGCGCGCGUUCAACAAGCUGGAGAAGGUGGCGUUGAACCGACGGAAGAGAGUGGGACGACCGCUAAUCCUCAUCAUCAAUCAAGCUCAUCUCAUACGGGACGACGAGGAUGGCCGAGACCUGAUUGAGCUCAUCCAGCAGCGAGCAGAGCAAUGGGCCGCCUCCAACCUCGCCACGGUCAUCAUCAACUCGGAUAAGUACUGGGUGUAUGAGAGGCUGAAGCAACAUGCAACACGAAUGGAGGUGACCCAGGUUAAAGACCUUGAAAAAGGUCAUGCCAUGCAGGCGCUGCGGAACUAUCGAAUGAAGUAUUGGAACGAGCAAACGUCAGAAGCAACGCUUGAAGAAGUGUACGACAAGAUCGGCGGCCGACUAACCUUCUUGAACCGAGUUGCCAAGUCAAACAACAUGAUAUCCAUGUGCGACCACAUUUGCGAGAUGGAGAAGACGUGGUUCCUAAACAACUGCGGUAUUCUUGGUGCCGAGAUGGACGAUGAUGUCAUGGAUCAGCAGAAAUACGCCUCCACCGCCAUGGUCCUCGCAAACGCACUGUACAAGAAAUCCCUCCAAAUGGACCAAAACUAUCACCCGGAACGCGGACACAUACUCCCAGAAUUCCCGCUGCAUGAAGCCCGUUACAUAAUGACGCGCGCCGACUUCAUCCGCCAACACCAUGAUCUCUCUAUCUUCGCAAUCGACUCCCACGCCAUGGUCCGCGCUGACAGCGUGCCCAUGCAGCGCGCUUUCAACGAGAUUUGUGCGAAGCCGGGCUUUGAGAAGUUCCUGGAGGAUACGUUAGAAAGGAUUGGAGAUAUUGAGAGUUUGGGGAGGACGAAGGAGUUAACGUUCAAGGAUCUUUGGGAGGGUGGGAAGUAUCGGAUCACGACGAGGGAUCGGAAGGGGAAUGUGGAGAAGGAGGUUGAGAUGGUUACGGUGGAGGGGAAGAAGGAUGAGGGAGAUGAGGAUUAG